AUGUUCUAUCUGCGUCGAGCGAUUGCGCCAAAUGUUUAUGGGAAAUUCACGUGUCGGAUACCACGCUCUCCGGUAAUUCCGAACAACAUCCAGAGGUUUUAUGCCAAGAAAAGUUCCAAAUUGAAUAAAAAACCAGUAUCACUCAAGCCAGUCACUUUCACGAUCCCGAACUACACCUCUGUUAGCAACCUUUCGAAUCUUCUGAACGUGAGAAUUGAGAAGUUGGUGAGGGAUUUAACGCGACUUGGAUUUUCUGAUGUGUCCCAUAAUUAUAUUCUUUCCAGGGAAUACAUCGAACUUAUACUGCAAGAAUACAAUUAUGAAAUUGACGAUAGAGUCUCUACUCUGACAUGGGAGAACGUUUACGCAGAACUGAAAUCGGCAGUAAAUCCUAAGAAUUUAGAAAGGAGGCCGCCUAUUGUCACUAUUAUGGGACAUGUAGAUCACGGCAAAACCACCAUUUUGGACUAUCUCCGAAAGACGGCGGUUGUUGCUCAGGAGUCGGGCGGCAUCACGCAGCAUAUUGGUGCUUUCCAGAUAGAAACUCCUGUUUCUGGCAGAAAAAUCACUUUUCUGGAUACCCCUGGUCAUUCUGCCUUUCUUAAGAUGCGUCAGCGUGGUGCUACUAUCACAGAUAUUGUGGUGCUCGUCGUUUCAGCUGAAGAUUCCCUGAUGCCGCAGACCCUGGAAGCAAUAAAACAUGUCCGCGCUUCAGGAAACGAGCUCAUUAUAGCAAUUACAAAAAUCGACAAGAUCUCGAAGAGAGAGAGAGACAAAGCUAUUGACAGAGUUAAUAACGAUCUUUUAUCGCACGACAUUUCCAUUGAAAAAGUCGGUGGUGACGUGCAAGUAAUACCCAUCAGCGCUCGCACAGGCGAAAACAUGGAUCUUCUGGAGGAAAGUAUAGUAGUGUUGAGUGAUUUAAUGGAUCUCAAAGCGGAGAAUGCAACCAAUACGGUUGCUGAAGGGUUUAUUUUGGAAAGCGAAGUGAAGAAAACGGUUGGUAAUACUGCAACUGUUUUAAUUACGAAGGGCACACUGCAAAAGGGCAAAGUUUUCGUUUGCGGUAACACCUAUUGUAAAGUUCGGAGUCUCUGUGAUGAAGGCGGAAGAGCAAAGCUUAAGGCUUUGCCAGCUGAACCCGUCGAAGUCUUGGGAUGGAAGGAACUACCACAAACGGGCGACGAAGUCAUUCAAGUUAAAAGUGAGGCCCUGGCCAAAAAGUACGUUGCUAAGCGACAAGCUCUGGUCCAAUCCGAGAAGCAUGCAGGCGAUGUCAAAAAGAUAAACGAGCAAAGGUGUAGUGAGGCUCUCUUGAAGCAACGACAAGAUGGCGGAGAAGACGGGGACGAAUCGUCCAUUUCCGAAGAUGAUGUCAAGGCAAUGGGGCCUAAAAAAAUCAACUUUAUUGUUAAAGGAGAUGUUUCCGGAUCUGUUGAGGCAAUUGUGGAAAGUAUUUUACCUAUUGGUAACGACGAGGUUGUUUGUAACGUCGUAGCUGCCUCUGUUGGCUCCCCGAACGAAAAUGAUUUGAAGAUGGCCAAGAUCACAAACAGCACACUCCUUUGCUUCAAUCUUCAUGAUAUAUCGAAUGACAUCAUCAACAAUAAAGAAAACGUUGAAGUCAAACGUCAUAACGUAAUCUACAAACUGAUUGAAGACGUUACUGAGAUUCUCACCGAGAAUUUAAAACCUAUUUAUGAGACUAAACAAGUCGCGACGGCUGACAUAAGAGAAGUGUUCGAUUUUAAUGUGAAAAGGAAAAUUAUCAAAGUGGCAGGUUGUAGGGUCACGAAUGGCCAGCUCACGAGAAACGCACUUUUGAAGGUUGUGAGAGGUGACGGUGAAGUUUCAGUGUUUGAUGGCAAACUUUCAACACUUAAACAGGGCAAAGAGGACGCCACGGUGGUGAAAAAGGGCAACGAGUGCGGCGUAACUUUUGAAGGUUUUGAGGGCUUCGAAGCAGGCGAUAAGCUUAUCGUUUACGAAAAGGUAAAAGUCCCAAGGUUCUUGUAG
Molecule: messenger RNA, 2016 nt
Organism: Lachancea mirantina
Lineage: Eukaryota; Fungi; Ascomycota; Saccharomycetes; Saccharomycetales; Saccharomycetaceae
Source: the annotation of a GenBank genome assembly